Molecule: messenger RNA, 75 nt
Organism: Podospora bellae-mahoneyi
Lineage: Eukaryota; Fungi; Ascomycota; Sordariomycetes; Sordariales; Podosporaceae
Exons: 1
Coding region: 1-75 (24 amino acids)
Source: RefSeq, a predicted model, not a curated record
AUGGCAGCAGCAGCAUCAGCAGCAGCUGCCAGUAUCCGUCUCUCCGCCAUUUACUUCCAGCCCCAGUUCCAGUGA